Molecule: messenger RNA, 4457 nt
Organism: Macroventuria anomochaeta
Lineage: Eukaryota; Fungi; Ascomycota; Dothideomycetes; Pleosporales; Didymellaceae
Exons: 3
Coding region: 49-4377 (1442 amino acids)
Biological process (GO): mRNA splicing, via spliceosome
Cellular component (GO): catalytic step 2 spliceosome
Molecular function (GO): helicase activity; mRNA binding
Source: RefSeq, a predicted model, not a curated record
GGUGCACUUCGACUUCCACGAUAAUCGCCGCCUUCGCACAUACAAGAGAUGGAAGGCAUACAGGGCACCUCGUCCGGCGCGGCGAGCGACUCGGCCAUGGUACACGCCCGUCCCACCGUCGCGGACCUGCAUGGAGAGAACCACUUUGCGCAGGUAGCCAGGAAGAACUGGCUCGCCGCGACGAAGACGCCAAAGGUGCGCCCGGACGUCAUCAAGAAAGAGCUGUGGGACGAACUGGAAAACGUCGACUUUGCGUACUCGUCGCUGCUUGUGCUGGAAAACCUGCAGCUGCUGGAGAGAUACCUGUGGCCAGGGUUCAGCGAGGAUGCUUCCAACAACCACCAUCUGCUGCUGGCGCUGGUGGUCAAUGUCAAGAGGAGGGAGAACCUGCCGUCAUGGGACCACUUCACAAGCAAACCCGCCGAAUUCUCCUCCUUCUUCCGCCGCAUACUCUCCAUGACCGUCGAUCCCUCGCAGCCCUUGAAGAUUCGCACCCAACUAGUGUCCUUCGUCAUCGGCGCAUUUCAGUCGCUGGACAGUGGUCUCGUGCGCAAAGAGUGUGCGCCCCUCGUUGGCAUAUCGAUAUGGCACAACCUGCACUCAGACGCAGUGCGCGAGCAGCACUUCGAGGAACACCAGAUGCUGCGCAAGGCAUGGCGCGCGUCAUCCAAGCGAUUCGAUGCCGCAGACGAGACACUGCAGGCCAGGCUGCGGUUUGAACGGUCCUGGCUAUACACCCUGGUCCUCGACUUUCUAGAUCGCCUAUACAACAGCAACACAAAGCAAGAGAUGGCCGACAAUCUGGCAUACUGCGAGCGCUUCGUGGAGCUCCUCACCGACCUGCAGAGUCAGCUGCCGACCAGGAGAUACGUCAAUACGCUUCUGAAGGAUCUGAAUUUGCUUCCCGCGAUCAGACUAUCGCCCAUGUACGCAGAUGAGGACAACGGCCUUUUCCGCGACCUCUACAGUCUGCUCAGCCAUUUUACCUACUUUGCGAUUGAGGACCAGACUGGCAAGCAGCUAUCGAAGUUGGAGUACGAUCAGCAACAUUACAAUACUCUGGCGAAAUUGCAACGGAUAGGCUACGCUACAUUCCAGGAGAAGUUGCAGUUGAUGGCUUUGGCAAACUUCGCGAGUAUUGGAAACCGAGAAGAGCUGGACGGCCAUUUGCGCACAUUGAGUGACGACGAACUCAGAGAGCUUUGCUCCUUCAUGGGACUCCGAACGGAAUAUCCAAGCACAACAUUCCUGGUGCGAGACCGGACUUUCCACAUGGAGACCCUCAUCUCGCUGGUCGAGCAGAGGCCUACCUUCAAGGAUAACGUGCGUGACGUGCCCGUCUUCCCUACAGAAAAGAUCUUGUACGAAACCACAUUCCUUCGAAACGAGUCAUACAACGGUUCGAGGCCUCUCGCGAUCCCAAAGUUGAACUUGCAAUAUCUGACCAUGGGCGACUUCCUGUGGAGGUCGUACAUCUUGUACCGUGCCGAAUCGUUCUACGGUAUCCGGAAAGAUAUGGAAGACGUGGUCAAACGCGUACAGCCGCGAGGAAAAGGCGUCAGCACAAAGUUUGGUGGCUUUUCCAGGAUGUCGAUACCCAUCAACGCGCCGGGCAUCGUCGAUGUUGCGCCCUCCAAGGUCGGAGAAGAACACCCGGCCUACGUGCGUGCAGAGAUCAUCCUGGAUGUCAGUCGUUUGCAAGUUCCAGUGCGUAGGGAAUGGGAGUCCUUGAGGCCGGACGACGUAGUUUUCCUCCUCACUGUGGAAGGCAAGGAGGAUGCGCCUAUGCGCAACGGCCACAGUGAUGCGAACACAGGCGAACAAGUUGGUCUUCAGAGGUUGAGGUGUGCCCAGGUUGUCCAAGUGCUGGACGACAAUGGCAGACCCUUGCGCGAUCAGACACAGAACGGCGACUUUGCGCCUCGAGCACGAUCACGACGACUCGUUGUCAACAUCGAUGCGAAGCAGUACCAAAUCGAUAUGCACCACGUUGCUGAAGGCCGACCUAACAUCUAUGAGAACGUAAACAUGAUUGCUCGUCGCAGAGGGCGAGAGAACAACUUCCUCCCCAUCCUCGAAUCCAUCAAACGUCUGGCUUUGUCCGACUUCCCAGCGCCAUCAUGGUUGCAAGAGGUCUUCUUAGGCUACGGCGAUCCUUCUUCUGCAACCUACACACGCCUACCCAAUCGCUUACAGUCAAUCGACUUCCGCGAUACAUUCUUGGACUGGCAACACCUGAUCGAAUCCUUACCCGGAAAGACAAUAGAGCCUGCAGAAGAUGCACAGGGAGCCUUCGGACCACCCUACGUCGUGCAGUACCCUGCAGCAGUUGAGCCAGCAGCUGCACCUGCCAAACCUUCGAAAAAGCGGCGUCGCGACCAGGUCGAGGUUGCGCAACCCGCGCAUGAGUCUCUGCAUGUCUCGACGUACAAACCACCGAACAUGGGCCCGUACCCUGCAGAUGCUAUCAAGCAGAACGCAGUCAGGUUCACCCAUGCACAGGUCGAGGCUAUCACUUCUGGCACACAGCCUGGUCUGACGGUCGUGCUCGGCCCGCCGGGUACCGGAAAGACGGACGUUGCGACCCAGAUUAUUUCCAAUAUAUACCACAACUUCCCGGACCAACGAACAUUGCUUAUUGCACACAGCAAUCAGGCGCUGAACCAACUGUUCCAGAAGAUCGUUGCACUUGAUAUUGAUGAGCGACAUCUAUUGCGUCUUGGUCACGGAGAGGAGGACCUCGAUACUGAGGCCAGCUAUAGUAAGCAUGGCAGAGUAGAGUCCUUCCUCGAGAGAGGCACAUACUACCUGUCAGAAGUCGAUCGACUUGCGAAGAAUCUCGGUGCGCCAGGUGCUCAUGGCAAUUCAUGCGAAACUGCAGAUUACUUCAACCUGGUCUAUGUCAAGCCAGCUUGGACGCAGUACUGGGACAGCAUCACAUCGAAAGAAGCCAGCGUUGAGCAGAUAGUCGCUGAGUUCCCCCUCAAGGACUAUUUCUCGAAUGCGCCACAGCCCUUGUUCCCACCUGAGGCGGAUCGCGAGCAGGUUCUUGACAUUGUUCAAGGCUGCUACCGCCAUGUCGAGAAGAUCUUCACGGAACUCGAGGACAUCCGUCCCUUCGAGAUCCUACGAAACCCUCGCGAUAAGGCGAACUACCUUCUCGUGAAGGAAGCCCGCAUCAUCGCCAUGACAUCCACCCACGCCGCCAUGCGAAGACAAGAGAUCGCCUCCCUAGGUUUCCACUACGACAACGUGAUCAUGGAAGAAGCCGCCCAAGUCACCGAAAUCGAAAACUUUAUCCCCCUCGCCCUACAAACCCCCCAGAACGGCGAGCUGCCCCUCCAGCGCAUCGUCCUCUGUGGCGAUCACCUCCAAAACUCGCCCAUCAUCCAAAACCUCGCGUUCAGACAAUACGCAAACCUCGAACAAUCCCUCUUCCAGCGCCUCGUCCGCCUCGGCGUACCAACCAUCACGCUCGACCAGCAAGGCCGCGCCCGCCCCUCCAUCGCAGAACUGUACAAGUGGCGCUACCCAGCGCUCACGAACCUGCCUGCUGUUCUAUCCGCGCCGGACUUCCAAGUCGCAAACGCAGGCUUCAAGCAUGAGUAUCAAUUCAUCAAUGUCGACGACUACAAAGGGCGCGGCGAGGCCGAACCAACACCGCACUGGAUCGUCAAUCUGGGUGAAGCUGAGUACGCGGUUGCGCUGUUCAUGUACAUGCGCCUGCUCAACUACCCGGCGCACAAGAUCUCGAUCCUGACGACGUACGCGGGUCAGCGCGGACUCAUCAAUGACAUCUUGAAUGCGAAGUGCAGAGACCACCCAUUUUUCGGGCGCCCGAAGGUUGUGGCUACGGUGGAUAAGUACCAGGGCGAGCAGAAUGAUUAUAUCAUCCUCUCCCUCGUCCGCACAAAAGCAAUCGGCUACCUGCGCGAUAUCCGCCGCCUCACCGUCGCCCUAUCACGCGCCCGUCUUGGCCUAUACCUCCUGGGCCGCCGCACCGUCUUCGAGUCCGUCUUCGAGCUCAAACCCGCGUUCGACGUGCUGUUCACCCGCCCGGACGAACUCACGCUCGUCACUGGCGAGAUGUUCGGUGAAACCUCACGACCCGUGCAUGUUUCCGGUGCUGGUGAUGGAGAGGGGGGUGGGGAGGUCGACGGCGAGGCGGUCAUGACGGGGUACGAGCAUCUUGAGGAGUAUGUGAGGGGUAUUACGGGUGCGAAGAUUGAGGCGUUGAAGGCGAAUGGGGGGCGGUUGCCGACUAGGGAGGUUAGGAUGGUGGAUGGCGGGGAUGAGGAUGUGGAUCGGGAGGAGAUGGUGCUUGUGCCUGAGGAGCAGGUGCAGGAAUUUGGGGCUGAUGAUGACGAGGUGGUGUAGGGCUGAGGGCGAAAAUAGGCAUUUGACGGCGUUGAUGAUGAUGAUGCAUGCAGCAUUUGGCUUUGUUUGUUCAUGUGAAG